AGGAAACCCAGUGUUCACGCUCUGCUUCAUGGCUACGUUACUACGCUCUCGGCUUAGUUAGCGGACGAGCUUUUUUCUGCGUACGUAUGUAGAGCUGCUCACAUUACAUUGGUCGGCAGAGUAGGAGGGGACAGAGAGGACGCUGCUCUGCUGCUGUCCAGCUCUGUGCUGUGCUAUACGGCUGCUCUCAGGACAGGACUCCGUGUUCCUGUGUUAUGGUCUGUGUAGCGACUACAUGCGUGACGUGUUGUCGGAAGAGAAGAGAGGAGAAGCGGAGCAGGUCAAGUUCAGACGCGUCCUCGACGCGCCUUUAAUGUGAACACCAGCAGCGCUGCCUUCAAUGUGUUUCACUAUCAUUUUCAGACACUGUCGGGGGUUUCUGUAGCAGCUGAAGCUCGAGACAUGGAGGCACCAGCGGCGGGAGAAGAGUGCAGGCACACGGAGAGCUGCUUUGACAGGACGUGCUCGGCUCUGACUCUGGACGACGUGUACGAAAUAGCCAAAGUGAUCGGCGCGGAGGUGGAGAAACUUAUCGACGGCUACGGGAAAGAGAGCGUGCUGGGACUGGUGCCGAGGAUAGUGAAGGUGUUGGAGCUGCUGGAGAGCUUCGUGUCGAGGAACCACACUCACAAUCUGAGGGAAGAGGAGCUGCUCAAGACCUUUGAGGCCAUUCAGGACCAACAGCAGAAGAAGCGAGGAGGGAAAGAAGGCGAGGAUCAGAACAGCGACAGGAACCAAACACGGCAGGAGCUGCAGCAGAAAGAGGAGAAGUGGAGGAGGAGGUGUGAGGAGCUGCAGAUCCAAGUGCAGCAGCUCCAGGAGGACAAAGAGGAGCUGCACAGCAGGCUGAAAGGCAGCCAUGCGCAGGGAGACCGUGACCAGCGGCAGGAGCGGGAGGUGAUGCUCAAGCUGAAGCAGGUGGUGGACAAGCAGAGAGAUGAGCUGAGGGCCAAAGUCCAGGAGAUCACCACCAUCUCCAAAGAGGUGGAGGCGCUCCAGGAGCAGCUGGACCGCUUCAUGAAGAUGAACGCGGAGCUGCGGCACAAGCAGAACGUGCUGCAGGCUCAGCUGACGAGCGUCGUGGAGAGGAAGGCCGACAUGGAGGCCGAUCUGAAGGAGAAAACCAAAGACAUAGAAAACCUCCAGGCUCAGUUGGACAGAAGCAGAAGCAGCAGCAGCCCAUCUAGUCCAAGUCAAACAGUGCACCAGUCAACAAGAAAGGCACCAGGUGAACAGAAGGAAUCCGAUCAGCCGUGCUUCACCAAGAAGGAGGUGCGCGACAUCAUCUUUGAGAGGAACGAGCUUAAAACCAACCUGUUCCUGGUGCAGGAGGAGCUCAACUACUAUCAGAGGGAAAUCCUAAAUGAAGAGCGGUGUCCGGGUUUCCUCUUGGAGGCCGUCCGCUCAGCCAUCAGAAAGAGAAGAAAACUAAUCAAGGCCAAGAUGCUCGGCAUUUCUGUCCAUGAAUGCAGCAGCAGUGACGAGGAGGACAGGAGUUCUCUGUAUGGACGGACAGAAGUAGACGGCCCUCAAGUGGACAUCACUGACAAACCAGCAGAGUCACGCAUUCAGCAUCUCUUUGGCUUCCUGACACGGUCUGGCAGUUUCCGGAGCCCCGCCCACAUGACCAACUCCGCCUCCACCUGGGAGAUCAUCGGAGACUCAGAGGCCACAGAUGAGACGGAGCAACAACCGUCUCCCUGAACCCGGUCACAACAUCUCUCUCAGCUGGGUCGUAGCUCAGUAAGGGUCAGGAGGUCAGUGGGUCAGUCCAAAUGUCAGGAGGUCGUCUGAGUGCAGCCCCAGUGUAAAUUACACAAAAGCACUGUGUGAGUGUGAGACAAGAAUGUAUGAAUGUUUAAACCCUUCAGCUUUAUUUUAACUUUCAGUUCCCAUUCUUUUUUUUUAAAUAUAUUGUCAGUAGAAGUGGAAAAUAAGAGGAACUGUGUUUCACCACUGUACAAAAACAGUGCUGAGGGACACAACACAAAAGAUUAUUACUUUUGUAGGAUUUUAGUAUUAAUAGAAAAAUUAUAUUUUUCCUCAUUGUGUUUUUUUUUUGGUAAUUUUUAUCUAAUGAAAAUAUGAAUUUAGGUGUAGAUAUUUAUAGAGCCAUUUUAAACCAAAAACCAAAGACAUCACAAAUACAGUAUGUAUGUUUUAAAACUGAACAUUAUAUUAGGUUAACCUCUUACCCACUAGAGGGCAUUGUUUCAUUUGACAAUUACUAUUUGAAGUGCAAAGUGUUGUAAUUCAUUGCACCAGACUCUUCCAGCGGUGAGUGUAUUUUAAUAAAUGAAGCCUUAAAUGUGUUCAAACACAGCAUAUUUUCUUAACUUUUUAAUCAUCAGUCAUUUCCCUGCUCUAAAGUGUUUGGCUGCUGUGUGUUUGAGGGACUGCUGUUCCAGCCUCUGCUGAGUGGUCAGUUCACUUGAGAAGGAAGUCGUGCGCUUCCUUGUGGAAGCGAGAGCAGGCGUGGGGAUUUUCUCUUCUCCAACAUCAACUGACGUAAAAAAAAUCUGAACAUUGUUUUGUGACGUCUGACCAGAGCAGCACUCACGCUGACCACUGCUAUUGUGUUUGCUAAGAGACGGUGACCUUCAAAUCAGACGGUGUCUUGUUUGCAGUAUAUUUUUGUAAGCAUGUUCGUAGUGAAACAAUUUCUCAAUUGCCAUGGGAGUGUACUUUAUUGAAAAAGGGGACAAAAACAAGUCCAAAUGUGUAUUUUUUUGCGUCAAAAUUCAAUAAAAUCCUUUCAACACAGA
Molecule: messenger RNA, 2765 nt
Organism: Solea solea (common sole)
Lineage: Eukaryota; Metazoa; Chordata; Actinopteri; Pleuronectiformes; Soleidae
Gene: rilp
Product: Rab interacting lysosomal protein
Exons: 8
Coding region: 403-1704 (433 amino acids)
Biological process (GO): cilium assembly
Cellular component (GO): cytoplasm; ciliary basal body
Molecular function (GO): protein dimerization activity
Source: RefSeq, a predicted model, not a curated record